CGCGCGGUGCGAGGGGUGGGCGAGGAGGCAGCCGAGGCGGUGCGGCGGCGGUGCGGUCUGGCAGACGGCCGAUUCGGGCAGAGCCCGCAAACCUCAGAAGGGCGGCGAGUGCGCGUGCGCGUGCGCUGGUCCAGGCAGCGUUCAAUGCAUCUGCCGGCGGCAGCGGCCGACCAGGGCAGCAAGCAGCAGCCGCCGCGUGAACAGCCGACGCCGACGCACCGCGAGCCGUCCUCGCAGCGGCGUCGCAGGAUGGCCGAAAUGGUGCUGCCCGGUGAACGGGCCCUCACCCAGGUGCUGGCCGAGCACCCGGGCGAACUGAUGCGUACGGGAAGCCCCAACUUGGUGUGUUCGGUGCUUCCCAGCCACUGGCGCUCCAACAAGACGCUACCGGUGGCGUUCAAGGUGGUCACCCUCGGGGACGUUUGCGACGGGACCCUGGUCACGCUGCGCGCGGGAAACGAUGAAAACUACUGCGCCGAACUGAGGAACGCUUCGGCCGUUGUCAAGAAUCAAGUGGCCAAGUUUAACGACCUCAGGUUCGUCGGCAGGAGUGGAAGAGGCAAGAGCUUCACCAUCACCAUCACACUGAGCACGAAUCCCCCGCAAGUGGCCACAUACACCAAGGCCAUCAAGGUCACCGUCGACGGACCCCGGGAACCACGCAGUAAGACGCGCCAACAGCAGCAGUUGAGGGCGUUCGCAAGUGCGUUCGGUCAACGACCUCCGUUUCUGGACCCGCUACGCGAAUGGGAUCACCUUCGAAGGAAAACGGCUGAACAGUGGGCACUGGAAAUCCCACGGAGGAUACCCGGAGCAGGAGCCCAUCACGACCCCAGCCAAGUUCUGCACCUGGGCACGGACCCGCACUGGGGUACGUACCAGCACUACUCGACGUACCUGGCGGCGGCCGGCCCGUUCGUCACCGCGCCUCAGGCUCUGGGGCUCGACGGGUCGGGGCCGCCUCCCGGUGGAGACGGGUCACCUUCCUCCUGCCCUUCCAGCGGCGCCUCGCAGCUCACGCCUGGCGACCGAUCGAACGGCUCCAACAGCAACAGCAUGACCGGCGGCGGAGGAACGGGAGGAACCAACGGCCCUGCUAGCGGCGGUGGGGAACCGCCUCCGCCGUCGGCCGCUGCUGCUGUGGCAGCCGCGGCCAACCUGGGCCUAAAGGUGGACCCGCUGUUGCUGGGCCGGUACGGCAACGCCGUCGACCUCUGCCUUUCCGACAGGCUCUCCGAACUGCGCCAGGGACUCGCCGGUGUCAACGGCGGAUCGGCAUUCGCACACCAGCCCAACACCACGACCGGUAGCUUACUGGCGACGACCGCAGCAGCCCCGUACCUGAGCCACGCCGCCGCAGGCUACGCUGCGGGACUGCUGGGCCCGCACGGCUACUACACCAGCGCCAACGGCGCCACUUGGCCUCCUGCGCUAGCACCGACGCUGCUCUAUCCUCAACUCUACGGUGGAGCCGUGGGACAGCCGAACGCCGCGGCGGCGGCGGCCGCUGCUGCUGCCGCAGCGGCAGCCGCGGGCCUGCACCCGGGUCUACAGCUGCUGCGCAACGAACUGCGGGCUGCCAGCCUGCACGGCGGCAGCCACCACCACCCACUGGGCGGCGGCGAGUCCUCGUCUCCGGACAGGUCCGCCACGGCGUCGCCGAUCAUGGACAGCGACCUGAGCUGUUCCUCGCCGAAGCACGCCCGCUCUCAGGACGAUUCAGACCGGAGCGUGUCGCCGCCGCCGCUGCCUCUUCCGAUGCCGAUGCUGGACGACGUCGUGGCGAGGAAGAAGCCCUCGCCGCUGACAGCCACGACGUUGACGUUGGCGGGCGGUGCGACGUUAAGCAAAGCGGCCGGCGGUGUCGCCGGAGGCACCCCUCCCGUGCUCCCGCUCGUGGUUCCCCCGCCUCCUAGUGUUGUGAGUGGUACACGGACAGGUGGACUGGUGACGACGACGACCGCGCCGACAGCGGCGGCGCUUCUGUCGGCGUCGGGUGCUACGACGGCGACGCGGGGUUCUUCUUCUCCGACGGCGAACGCGGCGACCAACGGACACGGUGGCAGUGGCGAUUCUUCGCUCUGGAGACCGUACUGAACAGGAGAAGAUAAACGUGAAACCGCGUUGUGUGCGUGCGAACAAAGUGCUGCUGACGCUAUGAGAGAGAAGAGAGGUGCAGUGCCAUCAGUUGUACAUAGGUGUCUCCCAGCACGCCGAGGACGUUCUCUGAGACAAUGCGUGUUCACUUCUAUUUUUAUCAUACUCUACUGUGAGAAAAGUUCAGCUGCGCU
Molecule: messenger RNA, 2291 nt
Organism: Dermacentor silvarum
Lineage: Eukaryota; Metazoa; Arthropoda; Arachnida; Ixodida; Ixodidae
Product: protein lozenge
Exons: 6
Coding region: 145-2097 (650 amino acids)
Biological process (GO): regulation of DNA-templated transcription
Cellular component (GO): nucleus
Molecular function (GO): ATP binding; DNA-binding transcription factor activity, RNA polymerase II-specific; RNA polymerase II cis-regulatory region sequence-specific DNA binding
Source: RefSeq, a predicted model, not a curated record